Messenger RNA from Labeo rohita (rohu), 1700 nucleotides. RefSeq names its product B-cell receptor CD22-like. The record is from RefSeq and is a predicted model, not a curated record. NCBI's taxonomy places the organism in Eukaryota, Metazoa, Chordata, Actinopteri, Cypriniformes, Cyprinidae. The coding region runs from base 5 to 1492 and encodes 495 amino acids. The transcript is spliced from 11 exons.
GUUCAUGAGUGUUGGUGAAACAGGUGUUGCUAAGCUGAUAUCAGUCAGAAUGGCUCUUCCUCUUCCUCUUCCUCUGAUCUUUCUGCUCAUGAUUUACAGGGUUUCUAGUGCUGAUUGGGGUGUGAGUUACAGUCCUUCACACAUCUGUGCACUAAAGAAUUCAUCAGUGAUAAUGAGCUGCACUUAUAAAUACCCUACUGGAUAUAAGAUCAUGAAAGUGUACUGGACCAAAGACGAUAAAAGGGGUGCAGAGCCUCCAGAUCUGUCUAAAGAUCCUGAAUACAGUCAGAGGCUUCAGUAUCUGGGAGAUAAACAGCAGAACUGCACCGUCAGACUGAAUCAUGUGACACAGAAAGAUUCACUAGAGUACAGUUUCAGAUUCACUACAAAUGUAACAGAAGGAAGAUGGACUGGUAAACCAGGAGUGACUCUCACUGUCACAGCUCUUCAGGUGGAGUCUCCUGAGAGAGUGACAGAGGGAGAUUCAGUCCGUCUGACAUGUAAAAGCAGCUGCACUCUGACUGACAGAGCAACAUUCAUCUGGUACAGAAACUCACAGCCAUUAACUGAGAGAAGAGACAGAAACAAUGAACUCCUGCUGCAGUCAGUCAGAAGAGAGGAUGCAGGCAACUAUAGCUGUGCUGCACUUGAACACAGUCACUAUCUUACAUCACCUGAUGUGCAGCUGAAUGUCAGAUAUGUCUCAGUGUCCAUCAGUCCAUCUGGUGAAAUAGUGGAGGGAGAUUCAGUGACUCUGAUCUGCAGCAGUGAUUCAAACCCACCUGCAAAAAUCAGCUGGUUUAAAGGAGGAAUGUUUGUAGGAUCUGGAAGAAUCUACAGCAUCUCAAAGAUCAGCUCUGAUCACAGUGGAGAAUACAAGUGCAAGUCCAGAAAUAAACAUGGAGAGAAAUACUCUGAUGUUGUCACUUUAAACGUCAUGUAUCCACCCAGGAAUGUCUCAGUGUUCAUAAAUGGAUCUGCUGAAACAGAGGAAGGUGAUUCAGUGACUCUGAUCUGCAGCAGUGAUUCAAACCCACCUGCUCUGAACUUCAGCUGGUUUAAGGAGGAUGAAUCCUCAGCUGUUGGAUCUGGACAGAGUUUCAGUGCACUACAGAGUGGACGCUUCUACUGUGAGGCUCACAAUCAACAUGGAUCUCAGAGAUCAGACGCUGUUACUGUCACUGUUAAAGGGCAUCUGCUGAUAAUAUACAUAUCCACUGGAGUGGUUUGUGGAGCUGCAGUUAUCAUCACAAUGUUGCUGAUUUGGAGAUGCAUGGUGAAAAAGAGAAAAGACAAACCUGAAACUCAGUCAAAGAUGGAUUAUUCCAGACCUGAUGAAGACAGAUAUGAAGCAUUUGAUGUUGAGACGACUGAACCUUUGUAUGAGAAUAUAAUGAUGAAUCAUUCUGGACCUCAGGAUGACAGACUUAAAGACUAUGAUGCUGAGUCGACUGAACCUGUGUAUGACACUGUAACGGAUGACUGGCCGUAGUGUUUGGGACACGUGGCAAAACAUUUUACAGCCUUUUUCUGUCUCUCUGUGGGUGGAGCCCUGAAUGAUUGACAGUAGUGUCUUGAUUUACAGAAAUUAAUUUAGCAAUUGGUUUUAUCCAGAGUGACUUACUGUACAAAUGUUGAAUUACAAGCAAUUUGUCAAAAGAGCCAACAAUUGCUGUACACAAAGCUAAGAUUAAUGUGUU